This is a messenger RNA of Suillus subalutaceus, 834 nucleotides long. RefSeq lists its product as uncharacterized. The transcript is spliced from 3 exons. The coding region runs from base 197 to 415 and encodes 72 amino acids. The record is from RefSeq and is a predicted model, not a curated record. Lineage: Eukaryota; Fungi; Basidiomycota; Agaricomycetes; Boletales; Suillaceae.
GUUGAAACUCACAGAUGGCUCACGCAAGGUACUAUAAAGACGUUAUGGAACGAACUCAUGACUCAACAAGCUUUUUGUGCUCUCGACUCUUAUUGUUCUGCGCUCAGAAUAUAUCUUCCAUCUAGCGCUCUUGAUUUGACACUUCGAACCUUCUUCCAAAAGUCAACAAAACAAUAAAACCACUUCCCAAAGCACUAUGUUUGCCAAGUUCACUUCCGUAUACAUCGUCGCAUGCUUUGCUGCUUUAGCAUUCGCAUCGCCUGUACCUGUUGCAGCUCCUGAAGCUGUUGCCCUUGCUAACACAGAGAUUCUUGCUCGUAAGGCUAUGCCAGUAGCAGAAGCUUUCGCUGAACGCGAGCCAACUCCUGAAGAGGAAGACGUCGAGGCCAGGAUCUGCCGCUACGGCUGCCUGUAAUCGAAUCCCUUUUCCCACAUCACUUUUCGCGCUAUUGCGAUUUAUCAGCGCUCUACUGUCCUUUCUGCCGUCGCAUGCGUCGUGCGGUCCAGCUCGACGCGGACCACCAUUGUCAUACCCAGCCACAAUUUGUCCUUAUCCGAUGACCAUUCCGGACAAUAUUUCGGAUACCAUUUUCUUACGCACGUUAUGAGUUUGUUUUGUUAAUCGGUGGGGUUCUGUAACUGUAUUACUCGUCAUAGAUGCUGUAUCGCUAUUGUUUUGCUUUCGUAUGUUUUCUCAUGCCUAUGGAAUAUCCACAUUCAAAAAACAGCUGUCGUGUAAAGUAUCUAGGUGCUUACUUCGAGCUACCGCUUACAUGGUACCAAAUAUUAUAUAUGAUGGAAAGCCUUGAUGGGUGCAGACCACAUGACAUUUAA